This is a messenger RNA of Symbiodinium sp. CCMP2592, 270 nucleotides long. NCBI's taxonomy places the organism in Eukaryota, Dinophyceae, Suessiales, Symbiodiniaceae. The record is from the annotation of a GenBank genome assembly.
AUGGUGUCCGGGGCGGCUGAUGUUAUGGAGGUAGCAGUGGCAGGAGGAACGCAGCUGGAUCCAGAGCUUCCAACAGACGAGUGGAAGAUUAUCGACCAGGCAGAAACGCUGAAGUGCCAGGUGCUGAGCUACCUUGCCCAGUACAACGGGAGCCCCGACGGGCGUGACGCAGAAGAGGUCUUGCGGCUCAGCUCGCCACGGGACAUCUUGACUUGCGUGUUGCUGGAUGCCAUGCGACCUUUGACAGAGCAUCCUGUUGAGAGGGCCUAG